AAGAAACCCAGCAAAUCUCCUUUGCCCUAAUAUUUGGAUCUCUCCUUCUCUUCUUCAACCUACAGAAACUCACAUUCUUCUUCAACAAUUGAACAGAUCAGGACGUAAUGUAGGCAUUUUCUCUCUCAUUGGUUUUCCCAGUACAAAUCAUAGUCCCCAAUUGUUUGUUUCAUAAAUAAAGAGAGAGAAUUAGAAGAAAAUGGAAGGUCGGUUUAGCGCGGAAGAUCUCUCAACAAUCGGAGGAAUCGCCACUGUUUCGGUUUUGCACUCUUUCAUCCCCACCCAUUGGCUCCCCUUUUCCAUUGUCGGUCGUGCUCAGAAAUGGACCCUCUCCCGUACACUUCUCGUCACUGCAUUUGGUGCGGUGUUGCAUGUAAUAUCCACUUCGCUUCUUGGCAUAACAGCAAUCACCAUAACAAACACUAUUGCUGGAGAGGAAACUGUGCAUAAACUUGCCUCACUGUUGCUUGUAAUUCUCGGUGGUAGUUAUGUUAUAUUGUUCCUGUCUGGAAAGGGUGGUCACAGCCAUUCCCACAACCAACCCAUGGAAAAAAUGGCUGUUGCUGGGCUUGUCCUUGUUCCAGCACUGUCUCCUUGUGCAACCACUCUUCCUGUGUUUCUUGCUGUUGGGAAUUCAUCCUCCAUGAUGGUGCUCGCCAUCAUAGUUCUGCUAUUUAGCACUAUAACUGUGAUGACCUCGCUGGUGGCGCUCUCAUUCUAUGGUGCAAGUCAGCUGAAGUUUCACUGGGUGGAACGCUAUGACAAGCUUCUUGUAGGCUCAGUCCUAUGUUUAGUUGGAAUUUUGACACUAGUCUUUCAUCAUCAUGAUGGAGAUGUGAGUUCUACUGGAGAGCAUUUACAUAGGAAGCUCAUUGCCAUAUGAGGAUUCUUCUCAAUCCUCCAUUCUCUGUUUUGGGAAGGUUGCCAAGUAGAAUGCAUGUUUUUAUCAGCCAAAGAGGGGUGGAUGUAAGACAUUGGUUCAUUGUGCCAUUGAUGAGCUGGAGAAUUGAGUGUGUGUGGGUGUAUAUUUAAUGUUUCAGUUGCCCUUCGGUUCUCCUGUCCAUAUUCGUUAGUUUUUGUGGUAAUGUGCAUGACUUUAAUGUCACUGGGCUCAAUGCCAGUUAAUGAAAUGAUUUUAUUUUGAUUCGG
Molecule: messenger RNA, 1149 nt
Organism: Ilex paraguariensis (yerba mate)
Lineage: Eukaryota; Viridiplantae; Streptophyta; Magnoliopsida; Aquifoliales; Aquifoliaceae
Source: the annotation of a GenBank genome assembly